This is a messenger RNA of Cicer arietinum (chickpea), 2712 nucleotides long. Its product is annotated as L-galactono-1,4-lactone dehydrogenase, mitochondrial. Gene Ontology annotation, molecular function: FAD binding; galactonolactone dehydrogenase activity; D-arabinono-1,4-lactone oxidase activity. The record is from RefSeq and is a predicted model, not a curated record. Gene Ontology annotation, cellular component: membrane. Lineage: Eukaryota; Viridiplantae; Streptophyta; Magnoliopsida; Fabales; Fabaceae.
CAAAGUGGUAAAGGGGGUGUAUAGCAGAAAUUAUAGUUUUGUUUGUUUAUCUUUGUUUUCGAAGUUUCAUACUCUCCUCACACCUUCAACUCCACCCCACUCUACUUCCGAGCUUAGAGAUGCUGAGACCUCUCCUUCUAAAGCGUUCCCUUCGUCUCCACCAACACCACUACCACUCUUCAAGCCCUUCACAUUUCCACCCUCUUCGAACCCUCACAACCCCUCCAAACCCCUUCCUCCGUCGAUUCUCCACUUCACCGGAACCCUCUACGGAUGCCGAAACCCGUAAGUACUUGGGCUACGCCGCCCUCCUUAUCUUCUGCGGCGCCGCCACAUACUACUCCUUUCCAUUUCCGGAAAACACCAAGCACAAGAAGGCUCAGAUCUUCCGGUACGCUCCAUUACCGGAGGAUCUCCACACCAUUUCCAAUUGGAGUGGGACCCACGAAGUUCAGACCCGUAAUUUUCACCAGCCAGAGAGCCUCGAGCAGCUCGAGCGGAUUGUCGGUGAGGCUAACCAGAGGAAGACACGAAUUAGGCCUGUAGGUUCGGGCCUUUCGCCUAACGGGAUUGGGCUUUCGAGAAUUGGGAUGGUGAACUUGGGCCUGAUGGAUUCGAUAUUGGAAGUUGAUAAACAGAAGAAGAUUGUGAGAGUGCAGGCUGGGAUUAGGGUGCAGCAGCUUGUGGAUGGGAUUAAGGAACAUGGACUAACGCUUCAGAAUUUUGCUUCCAUUAGGGAACAGCAAAUUGGUGGCAUCAUUCAGGUUGGUGCACAUGGCACUGGUGCAAACUUGCCUCCUAUUGAUGAACAAGUCAUUGCCAUGAAACUGGUCACCCCUGCCAAGGGGACAAUAGAAAUUUCAAAAGAGAAAGAUCCGGAGCUGUUUUAUCUCGCUCGUUGUGGUCUUGGGGGACUUGGAGUUGUGGCCGAAGUCACCCUACAGUGUGUUGAUCGACAGGAGCUUGUGGAGCACACUGUUGUCUCAACCUUUGAUGAGAUAAAGAAGAACCACAAGAAAUUGCUAGCUGAGAAUAAGCAUGUCAAGUACCUUCAUAUCCCUUAUACUGACUCAGCCGUGGUUGUGAGAUGCAAUCCUGUUUCAAAGUGGAAAGGUCCCCCCAAAUUCAAGCCAAAAUAUACUAAAGAUGAAGCCAUACAGCAUGUCCGCGAACUUUAUAGGGAGUCCCUCCAGAAAUAUAGAGUGGAAGGAUCUAGGAAUAAAUCAUCAGAUGAUGAACAAAAUAUCGAUGAGCUUUCUUUUACAGAAUUAAGAGAUAAGCUAAUUGCCCUAGACCCUCUCAAUAAAAAUCACAUCGUCAAGGUCAAUCAAGCUGAGGCCGAGUUCUGGAAAAAGUCAGAAGGAUAUAGGGUUGGAUGGAGUGACGAAAUAUUGGGAUUUGAUUGUGGAGGCCAGCAGUGGGUAUCAGAGACAUGUUUCCCUGCUGGUAAACUGGCAAACCCAAGCAUGAAAGAUCUUGAAUAUAUUGAAGAUCUGAAGAAACUUAUAGAGAAAGAAGAGAUACCUGCUCCUGCUCCAAUUGAGCAGCGAUGGACAGCUAGCACCAGGAGUCCCUUGAGUCCUGCUUCAAGCCCGUCGGCCGAUGAUAUAUUUUCUUGGGUUGGUAUAAUCAUGUACCUGCCUACCAUGGAUGCUCGCCAGAGAAAAGAUAUAACGGAUGAAUUCUUCCAUUACAGGCAUCUGACUCAGGCAAAAUUAUGGGAUAAUUACUCUGCUUAUGAACACUGGGCAAAGAUUGAGGUUCCGAAGAACAAGGAGGAGCUUGUAGCACUCCAAGCAAGGCUGAGAAAGCGGUUUCCAGUGGAUGCAUACAACAAGGCCAGAAAGGAAUUGGAUCCCAAUAGGAUCCUUUCCAAUAACAUGGUUGAAAAGCUCUUCCCCCAAUCAGAAACCAUAUGAAAUUAUGGGUUGGUUAUUUCCUCUUUAGUAUAUCUUCAAAUUUAAGUUCUUGACUGCAGCCACACAUUUGGAACUUCAGGAUGCAAAAUAUUAGUUACACUUACACAAUCAGGACUAUUAUUAUUAUUAUACAUCAGUACAUUCUUUCAUUUUAUUGCCUGUGCGGAGAGAUGCCUUGAACUCAAAAGACAGUUUAAGAGUUGUGAUGUAAUGUAUUAAGAGCUGGAUUAAAUUUUUACUUUGUUGUUACUCAUCCCAUUGGAAAGAGGAAGAAUAAAGAGGAAAAUCUGGAAAAUGAAAGUCUGUUGGCAAUAGACUUUAUGAAUUGCUUAUGUUUAGGAUUAGGAAUGAACUGUGUCCAUAUUGUUUAGUACAUUUGCAUCAAAUUUGAUAGGGAACAUUUCACUACCCUCUUGUUUUUCAUGCUGUGCUUAUUUACAUUGGAGGUUUUAGGUAGGAUCUUACUACUGUGUUAUGACCACACGAUUUGUUCUCCUUCUUAAAGUAAGAUCUCGAUGUUCCAUGUUGACUACAUUAUCCCUAAGAGUUGAAUUGGGAAACAGAUAAAGUUUAAUGUGAAUCCAAAUUGCAUUAUGAUGAUCCUAGUCACUCGUGAAUGACUUAUAGUAGCAAGUGGAAGCUUCUUUGUCAAAUUGUUGUAACUUGUAAGUUAAUCUGUUUUCCACCUUGGAGUGUUUCGAUAUGUAUUCAUUCAUAUAUCAAUAGAAAAAUAAAUGAAUUUGUGAUCAAUUCAAGUUCUAUAUAGACAAUGUAUGCAACUAUUAUUAAUUAA